CGCAGCGCACACCAGAGACCUCAACCCAACCUUGGAAAGAUUUUGAAAAGAAAACCUACUGAGAUGGCCUACCAAGCUUCAUUUACAGAAGAAGAUCUGCACUGCCCUGUGUGCUUUGAGCUCUUCACCAACCCUGUGGUUCUGGAAUGCAGCCAUAGUUUCUGCAAGACAUGCAUUGACAACUGCUGGAACGGUCAGUUCAAAAGAGUAUGCCCUGUUUGUAGGACGCCAUGUCUCAGUGAAAGGCCUCCGGCUAGUUUGGUUCUGAGGAACAUAGUGGAGAGUUUUCGAGUCAGGCAACAGUCUAGUUUAGAAAGGACAGAACAAUCCAUGGAAGAGAGUCAAGAGACGGAAUCAACACAGAGUCCUGAGGAGCGCUGUAGUGUGCAUAAAAAGAGAUUCUUCUUCUUUUGCGAGGAUGACCAGGAGGCUUUGUGUAUGGUUUGUCAGCGAUCUAAGAAGCACAAGGACCAUCAAAUUAUUCCACUGGAGGAAGCUGUCCAAGAACUUAAGAAAAAGGUGAGGCUCUCAUUAAGGCCACUUAAGGAGGAUCUAAUGACCUUCCAGACACAAAAGGAAGAGUGUCUUAGGACAACACGGCUCAUCAAGGAACAAACCAAACUCACUAGGAAUUUGAUCAAAAAGGAUUUUGAGCAGAUGCAUCACUUCCUGCGGUUGGAGGAAUCGGCACGGAUCUCAAUGCUGGAAGAUGAAGCAGAGAUGAAAGGUGAAAUCAUGCAGGAGAAACUGGAGGAUCUCAGCAAUAAAAUAGUCAGCUUCUCGGACACCAUCCAAAACAAAGAGACAGAUCUAGAAAGGGAAGAUAUCCAGUUCCUCCAGGCUUAUAAAAGCUACACCGACAGUGUUCCUUACAAUCCUCAAGACUCCAAAGUUUUAGUGCCAGAUUCUCUUGUAGAUGUCGCUAAACACCUGGGAAACCUGAAGUUUAAAGUGUGGGAGAAGAUGUUGGGACAAGUGCAGUACAGUCCCAUAAUAAUGGAUCCAAACACUGCAGCGAAAUGGCUAAAACUGUCUGAGGACUUGACCAGUGUACAUUACGGAGAGUUACAGUCAGACAUCCCAGAUAACCCAGAGCGCUUUGACCUCUGUGUUUGCGUUCUGGGUAACGAAACUCUCGACGCAGGGGUACACUGCUGGGAGGUGGAGGUGGCGAAUAAGACUAAAUGGGACUUGGGUGUUGUGAUGGAGUCUGUGAGCCAUCAGGGCAUUCUUAAUGUCAACUCCGAAUGUGGAUUUUGGACUCUGGCUUUAAGAGAGGGUGGCCAAUACAGUGCCAGUACAAAACCGUGGACUAGACUCUGCUUGAAAAGAAAACCACAUAGGAUCCGUGUCUGCUUGAACAACAACAAAAAGGAAAUCUCCUUUUAUGACCCACUUGACAUGACUCAUAUCUACACCUUCUCAAGUCUGCCCACCAAAAAGCUCAUUCCUUUCUUCUCUCCAUGUGUGAGCGAGCAGGGCAGUAAUACUGAGCCGUUGAGAGUUGUGCCAGUGAAGGUGGCAGUAACCAUCACUCCAGAACCAACUGACUGAACAUACCAACAUUCUCAAGAUAUCCCAUAGACUUUACAUUAUACAUGUCACAUACAACAAAGUACCAAAAUGACCAUGGCUUUAAUGUAUUGUUUUUGGACUUCUGGCAUAAAUAUGAAGCAUCUUUUCAUAAGCCUAUUCAUAGUUUUCAAAGACCUGGCGGGCAAAACAUCCAUAACUGCAUCAGAAGUCUGUCAAUUUUCAAUCUGUUUCCAAUCCACUAAUAUUUAGAUCAUGUCUCCGAAGAAUAAAACAAAGAUAUGUGAAGAAAAUGCUUGUUUUGGCCAUUUGCAAUUCAUAAAAAACACCAAUGGCAAACAUUCUAUUUAAACAGCAUGCCAUUCUAAAAUGAUUAAUGUGAAAACACUUAAAGUGCCUUUAAAGCAGUGAUAUUAAAAGAUCAUAUUCAGUACAGGCCUUAUUGAUGGUGCGUGCUGUGUACAAGCAGAUGAGCCUGGAAUAUGAACGCAAUGCGCUACAUGGCUAAAUGUUUUCUUUAUAACUGUUUGGUAUGAGUAAGAAAAUUGCACAUCACUAUGUUCAUCUGCUUGUCUGUGUAAAGUAUGUAUCAUCAAUAAAGUGUAUACUGAAUUUACUACAUUAUUACUUAAUG
Molecule: messenger RNA, 2167 nt
Organism: Carassius auratus (goldfish)
Lineage: Eukaryota; Metazoa; Chordata; Actinopteri; Cypriniformes; Cyprinidae
Product: zinc-binding protein A33-like
Exons: 6
Coding region: 64-1554 (496 amino acids)
Molecular function (GO): protein binding; zinc ion binding
Source: RefSeq, a predicted model, not a curated record